UGAGGAUCUGGAGAUGAGAAAGCCAAAGUCCUCCCCCUCCCUGACACCCCCAUCACUACUGCAGCUGGAGGAGCUUUUCCCAGUCUCUGUUCCCCUGGGGCGAGAGAGGUCAAGCAUGUAGUUUGGGUGGGAAAAGAGAACUGGAGGAAGUUGACAGAGAUGGGCGGGGCCCGUGGGGGUGCUGACCAGGAACCCAGCUUCCUGCUCAGUACCCAGACAUCCAGCCCCCGGCUCACCCCCACCCCUUUCAGCCCCUACUCCCCUCAGGAACUCAGGGUUCCGGCCCUCCUCCCAAAUCAGAGCUACUCCUCCCCCACCAGUUUCUCCCCUCUAGGGGAUGGAGGCUGAGAGACCCCAGGAAGAAGAGGAUGAUGAGCAGCAUCAGGGCCCCCCUCAGGAUGAGCGUGGCUGGCCCCCUGUGAACACCGGUACUCGGCCUUGGCGAUCUGCUCCUCCGUCCCCUCCUCCUCCAGGGGCCCGCCACACAGCCCUGGGGCCCCGCUCGGCCUCCCUGCUCUCCCUGCAGACUGAGCUGCUUCUGGACUUGGUGGCUGAGGCCCAGUCCCGCCGCCUAGAGGAGCAGCGGGCCACCUUCCAUGUGCCUCAAAACCCCCCAAACUUAGGCCGAGCCCCACCCCGGCCUCUUGAGGACAGAGAACAGCUCUACAGCACCAUCCUCAGUCACCAGUGCCAGCGGAUGGAAGCCCAGCGGUCAGAGCCCCCCCUACCCCCAGGAGGACAGGAGCUCCUGGAGUUGCUGCUGAGAGUUCAGGGUGGGGGUCGAAUGGAGGAGCAAAGGUCCCAGCCCCCCACACACACCUGCUGAGACUUGAGCCCCCACCAGCCCCUCUGUACUGCUGUGGCUCAAAGCUGGGCAGCCCACUGCAUGCCCUCAACCCUGCCUGGCAGAGGCACCAGAGACUGGAAGACCCAGCAGAAAUCUCAGUAGUCAUCGCCCUCAUCCACCCUUCCUGGGAGCUGGAGGGUUGCAAGUCCUCAGACCCUGGGAAUAGUCAAGGUAGGAUGGACAUUUAACUCCCUCUGUGACCAAGUACAUGGGAGCUGAAGGCCUUGAGAGGAACCCAGCCACAGAGGGACAACUCACCCUUUCCUCUGGUCUCAGGGAGGAACUGGGAGUCUUGGUCUUGAGUUGUGGGGACACUCCCUAUACUCAAGACACCAGGCAGGAUCUGAGGGUUCAGGCCUCCACCUCCCAAGAAAAGGCAAAUCUCCCAAGGUUUGGACCUGAGAGACAGUUCCACCCUCCUUCUCAGUAAGAAGAAAGGAAGAGAGGGCACAGCAAAGACUUAUUGUCCCACCUCCAUCACCGGCACCCCACAGCCCCAGGACUGAGGGGCCUAUAGGCUGUGGAUGGACAUUUAGCCCUGCCCACCCUCCCUCCCCAUUGCUGUUCUGAGCUGUCUGAUGUUUGGUGACAUGAAUAAAUGUAAUUCCCCUCUGGA
This is a messenger RNA of Vicugna pacos (alpaca), 1463 nucleotides long. It is a transcript of the gene GPSM3, whose product is annotated as G protein signaling modulator 3. Lineage: Eukaryota; Metazoa; Chordata; Mammalia; Artiodactyla; Camelidae. Gene Ontology annotation, biological process: positive regulation of inflammatory response. The record is from RefSeq and is a predicted model, not a curated record. Gene Ontology annotation, molecular function: protein binding; GTPase regulator activity.